AUGUCUGUCCUCCGUAACAUCAAGUCUCUUGCCCCCCUCCUGGACCGCGUCCUGGUCCAGCGCAUCAAGCCCGAGGCCAAGACUGCCUCCGGUAUCUUCCUCCCCGAGGCUGCCGUUAAGGAGCAGAACGAGGCCCAGGUCCUCGCUGUUGGCCCCGGUCUUAUUGACCGCGACGGAAAGCGUAUCCCCAUGGGUGUCAGCGCCGGUGACAAGGUCCUCAUCCCCCAGUUCGGUGGUAACGCCAUCAAGGUCGGUGAGGAGGAGUACACCCUGUUCCGGGAUCACGAUAUCCUGGCCAAGAUCAAGGAGUAA
This is a messenger RNA of Penicillium vulpinum, 312 nucleotides long. Its product is annotated as co-chaperone GroES family protein. The record is from RefSeq and is a predicted model, not a curated record. Gene Ontology annotation, cellular component: mitochondrial matrix. Bases 1 to 312 code for a protein of 103 amino acids. Lineage: Eukaryota; Fungi; Ascomycota; Eurotiomycetes; Eurotiales; Aspergillaceae. Gene Ontology annotation, molecular function: ATP binding; protein-folding chaperone binding; protein folding chaperone. The transcript has 4 exons.